CAGUGAUUUUCACAAUGGCCGCUAGCAGUGGCGGAGUUGAAUGGUCUUCAGUGUUAAAACCGUUUUUAUCUUUGCAUUAUGAGACUUCAAAUCGUACAGAAGUGAUUGAAUUAUGUUCAACAAUAAUCAAAUGUGAAGCUGAAAUUCUACGCCACAAAGAGAAUAAUAAGAAGUUUUAUGACAAUUUUGUUGUACUGUCAGCCGAUUACAUUAGCUCGUGUACCAACAAAUUGCCCGUGAGUCAAAUAGACACAGUGAGUGCCGCAUGUCGUGUGUUGCUCAAGUAUUUAAUAAAUUGCCUUCAAUCGUUUGCCAGUGAUUCGUCUCAGAACAGUGCUCAAAUUGAGAUUUAUUUAAAUGCAGUGCGAGUAUUGUGUAUAGGAACUAGUCAGUUGUCAACGGCUGAAGUUUCAGUCCUCGUCAAUACCAUGAAAGGUGAAAAUUUGCCUCCUAAUACAACACCACCUGGUGGUGAAAAAGAUGUGCAAAAUAAACAAGAAUCACCCAAGAGUCGUACUGAUCUUUCUAUGGAUAUAUUUGAGCAAUUGACGCUACCUUUGAGAGAUGGGACUUUAGAUAUUGGAGGUUCAACAACAAAUCUUAAUGAUAUACCAUCAGGGAGUGAUCCAGUCUCGGAAAUUAACAAACUUUUUUUGAAAACAAACACCGAAAAUUUGCAAUCGUUACGAGCAGGUGAUACUUUAGUUGAUUUGUGUCUUAAUCUUCAAUCGAUUAAGAAAGCACGUACUAAAGUCGAAGAAGCUCUCGCUGGUAAACCCUUUUCCAUUCCGACAAACCAAUCAGAAGCUAAUGUUUUGAAAAAUUCCGUUUCGAUGAACAUUUCCGAAAUAAAAUUGGCAUUUUCUGCUAUAAAUCUUCCCGUUUUGGAGCCUCUCACUCCGAGUAAACUCGAUAAAUUAUCAACAUUAAGCAUGGCUAUAUUACAUUGUGCUGUAAGUCAAGCAUCAGCGAGUGCUGUUUUAUCAACAUCAUCGAUUAUUUCACCAAAAUGUUCCUCACAACAACAAAAUCUCAAAGAGGAUGAUUAUGAAAUGCAAGCUGUGACACUAGUCGAAGAAGCUUUAAAUAUGUAUUCAUACAUUGGUACUACGAUUAAAAAUUCAACACGAGCCGGUGGUCACGUGUAUCAAAAUCAUUUAUUAGCCGGUGCUUGGGUUUUAAUCUCUGGUCUUCAAGCCCAUUUAACAGCGAGUACGGCACUGGAAAAAUCAUCACAUGUGCGUGAACGUGAAGAGAAAGGGCGAAGUCCAUGUAAAUCGCGCGAUUGUAGUACCACAGCCAGAUCCGGAUUACAAAAAUUUCAACAAAGUUUCGGUGUUUUAUCAGUAGCAAUAGCCACGAAAGCGCUAUCACUCUUGACUGAAUUGUUUGAUGAUUUGCAUUUGGAGGCUUGUGGGGGUGCAGGGAGUAUUGGUCAGAUUGAACCAGCCCCUUUGGCUAUCAUGGGUCAAUUUACAGCACUUCAAAGAGUUGCAAGAGUUUUAAGUGCGGCCCCAUUGAAUAAUUUUCUUUUUUAUUUGGCUAUUGUGAGUUAUGGUAAAGCUUGUACGUUGAAACGUUUAGAUCCACCAGAGGGCGAUACAUUUAGUCAAUCCGAUUCGACCACUUACUAUGAAGAUAUGAUUUUAGUAUCGGAUGAAAGUUCGAUUGAUGAAGAAGAUGAAGAUAGUGAACCGAUUUUGGGUCAAUGGUUUGAAGAGACAUUAGCACCACCUGAAACAAGUGAACCUAAAACACCUUCAACUUCUGAUAAUGUUGAAACUAAAUCAGUUGUUGCUGAAAAUUCAUCGAUAAUACCUGAAAAGGGAGAAGCACACGGCUAUAUCACACUUGCGACUAAUAUUUUUAUAUUUUUGAAUAAACAUUUUUUGUGUACGAAAAGUGCAUAUGUGGCAAGAUACGUCAAAAAUGGUCUUACUGAACAACAAAUGAUUAUUCUAGCUGCGAUUAUACGUGAUUUGGAUAGGGAAACAUCAAGGACUGAAGUUGGGACUAUUUCUGCGUAUUUUGGUGCCACUUUGGGUCAAUUGUAUUGUGAAUUUUCGGCUGCUUUAACGAAAUUCACUCAUAAUUUGGUUACGAAUAAUAAUUUGAGUUCGUUGCAAGCUUGUCUUUUGAAUCAUUUGGGUGUUUCACCAUGGAAUACGGAUGUUCCACAUGGAUGGCCGUUGCAAGUUUAUCCAAGAACUUUAUCAGUUUUGGCUCAAGUGUUGCUUUUAAGACCGCAAAAUGAGAAAGAAGCUUCAGUAAUAAGUAUUUGGCACAGAUUAGUUAAUACUUUAUUUGAGAAUGUUUUGAAUACAACACAGAAUUCAGAUGAAGAUUUGAAUGUAGAACAUGCACAAGUGUUGCUUUAUUUGUUUCAUUCAUUGAAUUUGAUGCAGAAAAAAUCGGUAUUGUUAUCACUAGCUGGUGGUGUUUUACGUUGUUCUGAAGUUGCAAGAGGUUCAUUGAAAGAUUCACAAUUAUUACAUUUAUCAAGAUUAUUACUAUUGUUUGAUUAUAUUAUGAAACAUCUUUAUGAUGCACCGACUUCACUUUUAGAACAGAUUCAAUGGAAUUUGUUUUAUUCAACAAAUUUAAAUUCAGACAAAGAUAAAGAAAACAUCAAUCGCAAGUACACAUCGUGGCAAGAUAUUGAAGAUAAUUAUCGUAAAAUUUCAACAAUGAGUGAAUUUUCCAUGAAACCACGUUUCUAUGUUUUAACAUCGUUGGAAAUCAAUAAUCAAGACUCUCCAAAACUUGACGGUUUAGCUUGCAAUUUCAUUUUGGGAACUCCGGACAAACUUCGUUAUCCUUUACUUUUGGAUGCUCUUAUUGAAAUCCUCAAUGUAACUCAUAUUACUUCUGGUUCUCAAUCUUCAAAAAUGACUUUUCUUGGUUUAUGUUCAACACAAUAUUGUUUCACUAUAUGUUGGAGACUUUUACAAUUAUUACCACCAUCUGUUUCCUAUAUGGAACGUUUAGCUUCAGUUGAGAAUCUUGCUCCUGGACCUUUAAUGUUACAUUCAUUGAUUUGGGGACCAAGAUCGGCUCAUAAAAAUUUCAAUCGAUGGUUAAAAGAUUGUCUAGUCAAACAAGGAUUGUAUACACAAAAUACGGAUAAAUUGUUAAAAGCCGUUUCCGAUAGUGUGAAUAAUUUAAAAUAUGAUGUGAAUAAUGCGAAAAGUUGUAUCAUUGCGUUAACACCAGAUGUGAAGAAAGGUGUCGUACUUAAAGAAAAUUUACCACCAUUAUGGCAUUUGUGUCUAUUGGAUUGUCUUUUGGGAAAAGUUCAAGUCGGAUUAGAGGAAGCAGAAACGGAAGAAUUGACUUCAACACAUGUCCAGGAUUUGUUUCCACAUGUUUUGAAAUUGACUCAAACGAUUUUACAUUGUGCCAGGUGGUCGAUUUUUCAUACAAUUAUCGAACAGAAUGAAGGUAAAACGACACAAAACUUUGAAAAUUUACAAGAUGUUUUAGCGAUUGCAUCAAGUCGAAAUGCCUUAACUAAUACAUUAUCAUCGGAAUUGAUUUCAUUAUUACCAUCGACUGUUUCAACAGUACAACAACAAUGGAACAAUUCAACUUUGGAAGAUUUCUCACCGUCGGCUUAUCAAGGUGAUAUAAUACCAUCAGAAAGUUAUAUUCUUAAAAUUGUUGAAACUCACAUUUCGACAUUGUCUAUGAAUAGUCCAUUCACGAUAAAUUUAUCGUUACGUCGUUUUUUACAAAGCUACAUCAAAUUUAUUUGUGACCAUGCACCGAAAAUCGAAAAUACCGAUACGAAGAAUAAAGCUGUAGAAAUGUUAGUGAGUAUAACACUUGAUUCACGCACCGAAUAUUUGCACGAUACCGUUUCGAAAACAUUGGAUAAAAUGAUUGGUGAUACGGAAACAGAUGAACAUCAAAAACGUGUCUAUAUGCAAGUUUUGUAUCACACUUAUCGUCUAAUCAUCAAUUAUAAUGGAGAAAAUAAUGAAAAUUUGAAUGAACAAGUUUUGCAUAAUUGUUUGAAAUUCUACGAAAAGAUUUUGGAAAAAUCAUCAGGUCGACAAGCAUUAGAGAGUUUCUUUAGUAGUGAUAAAGAUCUAGUUAAGGUACUAAUGUCGGUUUCGAGUCCACAAAUGUCACAACAGUACAGUACACGUGUAUUACAAUUUUUCAACAAAUUAUUUCAAGCAGCUGAAAAAAGUUCAACCGAUCCCAGUUUGAAUUAUUUGUGUAGUAGUAUGAAUAAAUUGGCUAAUGUUGAAGUUGAUAAAUUACAAACUUGGUUACGACAAAUUAUAAUUGGACCACCACCAUCAACGACAGUCACCAUAAGUGGUCAAAGUUCAAAGGAUAAUAAAUGGAAGAUUCAAGUUGAAACUAGUGAAGAACAAAAAUCACUAAUACAAGAAAAUAGUCAAUUGUUACAAGCAUUAACAUCGUUUAUUGUUAAACAAAAUAGUAAUGUUUCUGAAGAGGUUGCUUUGAUUAUAUUGAAAGCUUUGAUACCAUUGGGUGGUUAUAUUUUGUCGCCUCAAAUUGGUGGUGUGGGAUUUACCGAUUUGAUGAUUGUUAUGACAAUGUUGGCGGAUGCUGGUAGUGGUAAAGGUCAUGGUUUUUUGUUUCCGGCAACUUCUGAUUGGAUUGAAUUGUGUAAUAAAAAUUUCGAUGAUAAAAAUCAAGUGAUGCUUGAUGCUGGUUGUUGCAUUCUUGAUUAUAUAAGUGAUGUGGUUAAUGGAAUUGUAAAUCAGAAUAAUUUUCGACCAUUAAGUCCACCUUGGGAAGGUGAAACACCUCUUGAUUUUGAUUCCGAAUGGCAAGAUGAUAAUAACGAUGAAGAAGAUAGUGGAGAGGAUUCCGAUGAGGAUUCUUUGAGUAAUAAAUUGUGCACUUUUACCGUCACUCAGAAGGAAUUUAUGAAUCAACAUUGGUACCAUUGUCACACUUGUCGAAUGUUGGAUGGUGUUGGUGUUUGUUCAGUAUGUGCACGAGUCUGUCAUAAAGGUCACGAUUUGAGUUAUGCCAAAUAUGGUAAUUUUUUCUGCGAUUGUGGUGCCAAAGAAGAUAAUACAUGUCAAGCAUUAGUCAAACGAUCACAAACAAAUGAUAAUCAAGCAACAACAAUCAAUCAAAAUGAAAAUUUCUCAUCUGAACAAUUAACAAGUUCAUUACGUAGACGAGCCUCAAGUCCCAUUCUUGAUAAAAUCAAGUAUAGAGAACGAAAAAAUGUAAAACAAUUACAAAGUAGUAAAGAUUUGCUUGUGAAUUAUCUCGGUUCGAGUGGCGUUACACGAAAUUUGAUUGAUUUAAUGAGCUGUUUGAUGGAAUCAGUGGAGAAAACAUGUGGAGAAAAUUCACCAGUUGGUUGUUACUCUCGUGCAAUGCAAGCUUUACAUUUAUUACACACUGGUGAGAAGAAAUACGUACAUACUGAUCAAUUAAUGUUGGGUAGUAUUGGGACACAAGAAGGUGCUUUUGAAAAUGUAAGAAUGAGUUAUGCUGGUGAACAAGGACAAACAAUUCGACAAUUACUCUCAGCACAUAUUAUACGAAGAGUUGCAAUGUGUUGUAUGACAUCAAUGCAUGGUAGAAGACAACAUUUGGCUGUUUCGCAUGAAAAAGGAAAAAUAACAGUAUUGCAAUUAUCGUCAUUGUUUAAACAAAAUGAUUCAGUAAGGAAAUUGUCUUUGUCGAAAUUGGGUUCAGCACCGAUUCCAUUUACUGUUCUUUCAAUGACGAGUAAUUUAUGUAAUGAGGAUUUUUUGGCUGUUUGUGGAUUGAAAGAUUGUCAUGUUUUAACAUUUACUUCGAGUGGUUCAGUUUCGGAUCAUUUAGUUUUGCAUCCACAAUUAGAAACUGGUAAUUUUAUAAUCAAAGCGAUUUGGUUACCAGGAUCUCAGACACAAUUAGCAUUAGUUACAGCUGAUUUUGUCAAGAUUUAUGAUUUAGGUAAAGACGCUUUAAGUCCUCAAUAUUAUUUCUUGGUGCCUAGUGGAAAAAUUCGUGAUUGUACAUUUAUGUACGAUGAUGGGACUUAUCAUAUUUUAUUAAUGUCAUCACCUGGACAUAUUUAUACCGAAAUUUUAAAUGAAGAUAGUUCAGCAAAACAUGGUUCAUUUUACGUUACAAAUACUCUUGAAGUGUUUCAUUUAGAUGUGACUGAUGUGAAUGGUCAAGUAGCCGGUGGUGGUGUUUCUAUUUAUUAUUCACACACUUUGGGUCUUUUGUUUUAUAGUUAUGUUCAAGGUCGUAGUUUUAUCUCACCAAUAACACCGAAAAAUAAUUGUUUGACUGUUAUUUUCUCGAUAAGUUUACCACCAACGACAAGUUCAAAUACGAAAAGUAACGGUUCAAGAAAUUCACCACAACCUUUAUGUCAAUGGACUGAAAUACCGAAUCAUCCAGGUCUUAUUUGUUGUGCAAUGCAAUCAACUAAUAAUCCUGUUGUUUUAAUGAUUAAACCUGAUACGAUUUUGAUUCAAGAAGUGAAAACUGUACCACCGAAAACAAAAAUUAUGGAUAUGGUUGCAAUUCGACAUUAUUCAACAAAUAAUGAAGCAAAAACAACACUUAUGUUAUUGUGUGAAGAUGGUAGUUUGAAAAUGACUGUUGCUAAUAUGGAACAAACUGGUUUUUGGAUGUCACCAAAUAUUCAACCAAUGAUAACUAAUACGAAUCUUAAACCGAAAAAGAAGAAAAUUGUUAAAUCUGGUGGCAAAAAUACGAAUAGUGUUUCGUUUCCUGUUGAUUUUUUCGAACAUUGUCAAUUAUUGAACGAUGUUGAGAUUGGUGGUAAUGAUCUAUUACAAAUUUACAAUGUUGCACAAUUGAAACAUCGUCUCAACGCCACUGGAUUAUACGUUGCAUGUAAUAAACCGCUCGGUUUUACUGUCGAAAUUACUAAUCCUGAUUCGAAUAUGGUCAUGGUUGGAAUUCGUGUCCUUGUCGGAAGUCAAGACGUACAAAAAGCUCCAUCUUUUGUUGAAGUUUUUGGCCGUAUUAUUUCAUUAACGGUUAGUCGAAGUCGUUGGUUUGAUAUUCCAUUUUCAAGAGAGGAAAGUCUACAAGCCGAUAAGAAAUUAACAAUUAUGUUUGGACCAUCACAAGAUCCUGAAACACUCACAAUGGUUGAUAGCAUCAAAGUUUAUGGCAAGACAAAAGACUCAUUUGGAUGGCCAGAAGAAACAGAAGAAAGUGUCGCCACAGCAAGUGGAACCAAUCAAGUGAUGAGUAUUAGCAAUGAUCAAGAAACGCAACAAACGAACGCAACACCACUCACCAAGCUGGAAAAGUUAGUUGUUGGUAUUUUGGAGGCGCUGGACGGUUCGUUUUCCUUACAUCCGAUCGAAGAUAAGUAUAAACAACCGACAUUGAAAUUAGCAACUCAAUUAUUAACAUUACCAACACCACCUCUAAUUCAAAUCCAUUCGAAAGCUCUUUUAUCGUCGUUGCAUUCAUCGCGUCAACUUUAUCACAAUUAUAAAGAUCAAGCAUUACUUCAGCAUGUUUUGUCCAGUCUUAAUUCAAUGACCGAAUCUGAUACGAAAGAAAUUGAUGCUGAAAGUUUUUAUCGUUUGAUUUUGAUUGUGCGUGGAAUAGCUGUUUCACGUCCUCAAAAUCUAGUAAAAUUCAGUGAUUCACAUACCUGUAUACAAGAUAUUGUACUUGAUGAUCCACUCGAUCCAAAACCGACAACAUCCAAGCAACAACAACAACAACAACAAAAAUCACAACAUUUACUAUUGAAAUUGAUGGAUGUACUUUGGAUUUUGCAUUCUUUAAUGCCGGAAAAUCCAAAUUUGGCUCCGGUUGUUGUACCCGGAUUAAAACAUACGGAACAAGUGAUUCAUGCAUUGGUUGAAAUUGUGCACGCUUUCAACAGUUGUGAUACUUAUAGUAAUAUAACAAUGGCUGUUUAUUUACAAUUGUUAUUGUGUAAAGAUCUAGCGAUUGCAUUUAGUGCAAAACAAGCGUUGAGUAAAGUUUUAAAACCGAAAAUGAAACGUCGUAGAGUAUUUAUACCGAGUCCACCUCAUUGUUCAACACCACCACCAGUUGUUGUUGGUAAAACAGAUACCGAUAAAAAUAAUCAAUACGAUGAAGCAAUUGCUUUAGUACAAAAUCAAGAUGUUAAUGCAUUGGAAGCGCUACUAGGUGGUGCUAGUUAUCAACCAUUGCUUGAUAUACCACCUGAUGCUGAUGAUGAAACAAUGGUAGAAUUAGCUAUAGCUUUGAGUUUACAAGAACACGAUCAAGUGACACAAGGAGGAGGCGGAGGAGGAGGUGGUGGUGGUGGUGGUGGUGUUGGACAACAACCUCAAAAUCAAGAAGGUGGUCAUUUUAGUGAUACUACAGCAAGUGCUGCUGGUUCUGAUGAUGAGGGAAGUACAGCAGCAACUGAUGGUUCAACUUUGAGGACUUCCCCGGCCGAACAAGGUGGAAGUGCUGCCGGUUCAGAAAGUGGUGGAAGUGGAGUUGAAAGUAUCACCGGUGAACAUAAUGUCUCUGGACGAAGUUCUGCAUACGGUGAUAAUCAAGAAGCACCAAGAAAUGAUUCGAUUAUUGUGACCAAUCAAAAUGAGAAUUUACCAGAUAUUGAUGAGAGUGAUUCAGAAAAUAGUAGUCGAUUACAUGUUUUAAGAUUGCAAUUGUUGGAACGUCUAACUGAAUAUUUACCAAAAUUGAGGAAUGUUGAUGGUGUAAGAGCGAUACCAUUUUUACAAGUCAUUUUACAAUUAACAACAGAUCUUGAUGGUCAUUCUGAGAGAGAUAGAGCAUGUUUUAAUUCAUUGUUGUCAGCAAUUUUGAUUGAAUUACAAUUGAGAACGCCGAAUAUUGAUGAUAUUUGUGCAAGAACGAAUCAGAAAGAGGUUCAAUUGGUUUUGAUGAAACUUUUAAGUGUUUUCAUGGGUCGUUGUAAAAGUUCCACAACAGGAGGAGGACCAUCAACAAGUAAACAAACUGUCGAUAAUUCAACUUUUGUUUCACGAACCACAGCUACUGUAUUACACAAAGCUUAUAUCAUAAGUUAUUGUAAUAGUUUAUUGGAGGCGCUUUUAUCGUAUUGGACAAGUCAAAAACCUGAAGAAAAUAAAAAUAGUGUUACUGGUAAUUUACUAAGGGAACAUUUAACAAGACCACCCCCCGAUAUGACUCCAUUUUUUAUGAAACAAUUUGUUAAAGAAAACGGUCCUGAUAUCUUUUCAACUUAUCCGGAAAUUUUAACCGAAAUGGCAUUACGACUUCCAUAUCAAGUACAUAAAUAUUCCGAAAUUGUUGAACCGAUAAAUGUUGCAUUUGCCGAUUCAUGGUAUCAAUAUUUAUGUGAAUAUAUGAUGACAUCACAAGCACCACAAGUCAGACGUCAAGUACGUAAACUUUUAUUAUUUAUUUGUGGUAAUAAGGAGAAAUAUCGUUAUCAUCGUGAUAUUCACGCACUCAAUAAACAUCUUAAAGGUGUGAUUGAAUGUUGUGUGAGAGGUGGCUAUGAAUCGGUACAAGAAAUUCAACAUUCACUAUCACUCACUUAUGAUAUUUUGGUUGAUUUGGUUGAACAUUUGAAAAGUUGUGUUGAAAUUGCGAUGAAUCGAACUGGAAAUUGGCAACGAUUUUGCAUUCAACAGGAUACAAUUAUUCCAUUUUUGAUUCAAAUGAGUUGUUUGUUGGAUGAAGGUGUCGCUCCGACUAUUCUUCAUUUGUUACAAUGUGCCAUAGCUGCAAAUGGAAUGAUGAAUAAGAAAUCAGAGAAAAGUACAUCGAGGAAAGAGAGAGAAAAAUCGGAUGAUUCAGCUGCUGAAGCAUUAUUUGAAGAAGGAAAUUGUGUGAUUUUAGUCGAACAAAUUAAUAAACAAGUUUCACGUGAGGUUUUUGCACGAUUUGUGAAAACAUUUAUGUUGGAAACGAAUACGACAAGUGUACGUUGGCAAGCACAUACUUUGAUAUUGGCCGUUUAUAAAAACUCGAAACCAAACGAACAAGAAUUACUAUUGGAAUUGUUGUGGAAUUUGUGGCCUUUGAUACCGAAUUACGGACGUAAAGCGUCACAAUUUGUUGACUUGUUGGGCUAUUUCUCGUUGAAGUUUUUCCAAACAAACUUUGUAUUGCCUCAAGUGACUGAAUAUGUUGAGAAAGCCGUUGGGAUUUUUACAUCACAGAAUGAACUUUUGGCACAUCAUCCUAAUGCGAAUUUGUAUGCACAUAUGAGUCAAUUUGUUGAACUUGAUGGUUAUUAUCUUGAAUCGGAACCUUGUCUUGUGUGUAAUAAUCCGGAAGUGUCAUUUACGACGAUUAAACUCAGUUCGUUGAAAGUCGAUUCAAAGUUUACAACAACCACACAAAUUGUGAAACUUUUAAGUAGUCAUACAAUCAGUAAAAUUACUGUACGAAUUGGAGAUUUAAAACGUAGUAAAAUGGUACGAACCAUUAAUAUUUACUAUAAUAAUCGUAGUGUGCAAGCUGUUGUUGAAUUGAAAAAUAAACCGGCUUUAUGGCACAAAGCAAAAAAAGUGACUGUACAAUCUGGUCAAACUGAAGUAAAAAUUGAAUUUCCAUUACCAAUCGUUGCUUGUAAUUUAAUGAUCGAGUAUGCUGAUUUUUAUGAAAACAUUCAAGCAUCAAGUGAAACACUUCAAUGUCCACGAUGUAGUGCUGCUGUUCCAGCAAAUCCAGGUGUUUGUGCAAAUUGUGGUGAAAAUGUAUUUCAAUGUCAUAAAUGUCGUGCAAUUAAUUACGAUGAAAAAGAUCCAUUCCUAUGUCAUGCUUGUGGUUUUUGUAAAUAUGCAAAAUUUGAUUUUACACUAUUAGCAAAACCAUGUUGUGCAAUUGAUCCAAUUGAAACAGAUGACGAUCGUAAGAAAACUGUUGCCAACAUAAAUUCAUUAUUGGAGAAAGCUGAUCGUGUUUAUAAACAAUUAAUUGCGAAUAAACCGAAUUUAGAAGCGUUAGUUUUGAAAAUAACUGAACAUCGAUCAGAACGAAAAUCAGAUGAAAAUAGUGGUGGUAGUUCAGCGGUACCAACCGGUGCACAAUUUAAAGUUAAUAAAACGAUACAAAUGUUGGCACAACAAUAUUGCAAUGAGUGUAAGACUUCAUUUGAAGAAUUGAGUAAAAUAAUACAAAGAGUUUUGGUUUCACGGAAAGAAUUAGUGGCCUAUGAUCGUAAACAUCGUGAUGUUGAUUAUCCAAAACCGAGUUUGUUGUUAAAACCUGGAGAUUCUUUUACAACAAAUACACGAUGUUAUGGUUGUGCAAGUGCAGCAACUGAACAUUGUCUUACAUUAUUACGAGCAUUGGCUUCAAAUCCCACCACACGUCAAAUUCUAUGUUCGAAAGGUUUAAUUCAAGAAUUAGUGUGGAAUAAUUUGCGUAAAGGUAGUAUUCAAAUACAGGAAGAAGUGAAACAAUUAUUGUGUGUUUUAACACGUGAUAAUCCGGAAGCGACUGAAGAACUAUGUAAUUUAUUAAUGGAUCGAAUAACGUCGAGUCUUAGUGGUCAUGUCACUACUGAUUUUGGUACAAGUGUACGUCAUGAGAUUUCAUUAUUAGCACUAAUGGUACAAAAAGAAGAUGAAUGUUGGGAGUUGAAAUUGCGAUGUAUGAUGCGAUUAUUUUUGAAAGCUUGUGAGGAUUCAAAAAGUCCAUUAGUAAUGGAAUCUGUCAUUUUACCAUGUUUGAAAAUUUUGCAAAGUUUGAUGAAAGGUCCUGAAGGAAAGAAAAAAGGAAAUUUAUCAGGAACUACAGUUGAUGUAUACAAGUUUUUAGAAAAACAAUCUGGACAUACUUUUGCUGAUUGGAAGGCGAUUUUUGUACAAAUAAAUGAUACGAUUAAAGAAUUACCAUCGACGAAACAACAAGUUCACGAUUACUAUUUGACAGAAAAGUAUUUUAAAAAGUGGAGAAGUAAUGUGAAAAAAAUGGAUCGUUUAGAAUUGGACGAUUCAACUUGGCUUAAAUCGGUUUUGUUCAAUACUAGUUCACGAUUGGCUCGUCAAGUAGCUUGUAGUAUCGUUGAAUUGAUGUGUAACAGUUUCGAACGUAAAAAGGAAAUUUUGAUUCUUUUGACUUGUUUUCUCGAAGAAUUGGGUAAUGCCGGUGAGAAUUCAGCUGAAUUCUUGAAUUUGUAUCAAAGUCUAAUACAAGAGUCACCGUGGAAGCAAUUUUUGACGAUUCAAGGUGUUUUAAUUGUUUUGGCCGAUUUAAUAACAAUGGAAAUUGAACAAUUACAUUAUUUGGAAGCAACAACAUUAACUUCAGAUUUGGCACAAGGUUACGCUUUAAAUCAACUAACUGAAUUAUUAGCGUCGUUUUUGGAUGAUUCAGCCAUUAGAAGACAGUACAAGGGACGUUUAGUUGGGGCUGUUUUAAAUGGAUAUUUAUCAUUGAGACGACUUGUUGUACAAAGGACACGUUUAAUCGACGAUACACAAGAGAAAUUGUUGGAAUUGUUAGAGGAGAUGACUACAGGAACUGAAGAAGAAACUAAAGCUUUUAUGGCUGUUUGUAUUGAAACUGUUGAGAGACACAAUGUUCAUGAUAUUUUAACACCGGUGUUUAUUUUCGAAAGAUUGUGUUCGAUUAUUUAUCCAGAAGAGAAUGAUGUCGAUGAGUUUUUCCUCACGUUGGAGAAAGAUCCCCAACAGGAGGAUUUUCUUCAAGGAAGAAUGUUGGGAAAUCCGUAUUCGAGUUCUGAGAUCGGUUUAGGGCCUUUAAUGCGUGACGUUAAAAAUAAAAUUUGUCAAGAUUGUGAAUUGGUUGCCUUAUUAGAGGACGAUAACGGAAUGGAAUUACUUGUCAAUAAUAAAAUUAUUAGUUUGGAUUUACCGGUCAAGGAUGUUUUUAAAAAGAUUUGGCUUGCUGAAGGUGGAGAUCAUGACGCGAUGCGUGUUGUAUAUCGUAUGCGUGGUCUUUUGGGAGAUGCAACCGAAGAAUUUGUCGAAACUUUGAGUAAUAAAUCACAAAGUACGGUCGAUAACGAACAAGUUUAUAAAAUGGCAAAUGUUCUUGCUGAUUGUGGUGGUUUAAAAGUGAUGGUUAAGAGAUUAGGAGCGAUACAGAAUGUACGAAGGGCUAAACCGUUGCUUCAAGUUAUUUUGAAACUGUUUCGAUUAAGUAUCAAAGUUGUUAAAUGUCAAGAAGUGCUGAUACAACCCGAAUUGGGAGCAAUGGAAGUGUUUUUGAGGACGCUUCAAUUGUGUUUAGAUGGUGAACCAGAUACGAGUCAAGCUGCUGUUACUGAACAACUUUUAGAUAUAAUGGAAACUGUGCUUUCGAAAGCGACUUCUCAAUCUUUGGAGAUGUUUGAGGAGUUUUCGCAGACUUUCGGUGGGCCCGAAUACGUUCGUUCUUUAUUAAAAUGUACAAAUCAUCCAAGUGUACGAAAUAAUCAAUCAGUUUUGAUUCAUUUGACUCGAGUUUUGGCCGCUUUGGUUUACGGUAAUCGAGAUAAAAUGCAAAUUUUGAUGGAUUAUUUUAAACCAGUGCUUGAUUUAAACAAAUACGACUAUGAACACACAUCUGAAGAUCAACAAAAAUUGGAAAUGUUGUGCGUUUUAACAAACGGAAUUGAGCGCAAUUCUAUUGGAAACACAUUAAAGGAUUACAUAAUUUCAUUGGGAAUCGUUAAGGAUUAUUUGGAAUAUAUUACAAUGCAUGCACCUUGUGUCAAACCAACACUAUUAAGAACAGAUAGUGAUGAAUUGAAAGAUUUUAUUUCUAAGCCGGCAUUGAAAUACUGUUUAAGAUUUUUGACCGGUUUAGCACACAGUCAUGAAAACACUCAAUUGGCUGUAGCUGAAGCUGAAACAAUUCCUAUAAUCCAUCGAUUAGAACAAGUUUCAUCUGAUGAACAUGUCGGUUCAUUGGCGGAGAAUCUACUCGAAGCUUUAUGUACGAAUCCAACAGUAGCGAAACAAAUCGAACAAGUGCGUGAAUUUACACGAUCAGAGAAAAAACGUCUUGCAAUGGCUAUGCGUGAAAAACAAUUAGGUCAAUUGGGAAUGCGAACGAAUGAUAAAGGUCAAGUUACAGCAAAAUCAGCGAUUUUACAACAAAUUGAAGAGUUAGGUGAAGAGACUGGUCUAGUUUGUUGUAUCUGUCGUGAAGGUUAUAAAUAUCAACCGACUAAAGUUUUGGGUAUUUAUACGUUUACUAAACGUUGUAAUGUGGAUGAGUUUGAGGCAAAGUCACGUCGAACUGCUGGUUAUACAACUGUUAGUCAUUUUAAUAUUGUUCAUAUUGAUUGUCAUAUGAGUGCUGUGAGGUUGGCAAGAGCGAGAGAUGAAUGGGAAUCGGCUGCACUUCAAAAUGCCAAUACUAAAUGUAAUGGUUUGUUGCCAUUAUGGGGGCCACAAGUACCCGAAUCGGCUUUUGCUAGUUGUCUUGCAAGACACAAUACUUAUCUACAGGAGAGUACGAAUCAUCGUGAUAUUGGUCAUAAUUCGACUAUACACGAUUUGAAAUUGUUAUUGUGGCGAUUUGCACAAGAAAAAUCGUUUCAUGAAGAUACAGGAGGGGGAGGACCUCAAAGUAAUAUGCAUAUGGUGCCCUAUAUAGUACAUAUAGCCCUCUACGUGAUAAAUACGACUAGAGUGAGUAAGCGUGAAGAGGGAAGUCUAAUGAAUUAUAUAAAGUGUACAAAUAUGGAGAAAUGGAUCGAGUCGGCUUAUGAAGCUGAAAGUCCACUUUAUUGGGCCACUAUGUCUAUAUUAUUGCAUUCACCUCAACAAUGGAAUACACAUAAAUUGAGUCAUUUGAAACGUUUGGUUAUUUUGGGGCAAACUAGACAUUGUCAUCCGUCCGGUCCAAAUAAAAUCUUGACUGAUCGAAGUGUGAAAGAUUACACUGUUUAUAAACCGUAUUUGGUGUUUUUUGGUUUGAUUGAUGGAAUUUAUAAUUAUUUCUUCAAGAAUGUCGCUGGGUCUGAAGAACAAUGGUCGACGAAUUUGGCCGAUUAUAUACGACAUAAUGAUGAAGCGUUGAUGAAAGCAUCUGAAAAAUUAUUAGCAUCGUAUACCGAUGAGUUAUUACCUUGCACUUCCUUUACUGAAUUCUGUGAUGUUACAGGUUUAUUGGAUGUUAUAACGAGUCCUGACACCUAUAUAAGUGAUCUUCUAAAGGAGCUAUCUUAAUUUAAAACAAAUAAAUAACGAGUUUUAAAAUAUAAAAAGGGCUGUAUUUAUUUCAAGCUGUAUGCUUAUAUCUAGUGUUAAUUUUUUCGUUUUUUUUCCUUAAUUAUUGCUUAUGAAUGGAAUUUUAGAUUAACUAAAUUAUUGUACCUUUCAUUUAAAAUGAUAUAUAAUAAAAUAAAUAGUGAA
This is a messenger RNA of Tribolium madens (black flour beetle), 15302 nucleotides long. RefSeq names its product E3 ubiquitin-protein ligase UBR4 (gene poe). Gene Ontology annotation, molecular function: protein binding; zinc ion binding. The record is from RefSeq and is a predicted model, not a curated record. The transcript is spliced from 16 exons. Bases 15 to 15116 code for a protein of 5033 amino acids. Lineage: Eukaryota; Metazoa; Arthropoda; Insecta; Coleoptera; Tenebrionidae.